CUUCUACUGCCAAACGCCAACGACAGUGUGGUGUGCUGUGCGAGUAUCAUUGUUUCUCUGUUGUCUGCGUUCAGAAUGGGGUUUUACUGUUGGGCGGCUCUGCUGACCUUUGGAUCGUUAGUCUCAGCCCAGAAAGAUUGGUGGGAAACGGCCAGUUUCUAUCAGAUCUAUCCACGAUCGUUUCAAGACAGCGAUGGCGAUGGAAUUGGCGAUCUUAACGGUAUAACAAGUCGGCUACAGUAUCUGAAAUCGCUGGGCGUGACCGGCUUCUGGCUUUCGCCAAUUUAUCCCUCACCGAUGGCCGACUUUGGAUACGACAUUUCGAACUUUACCGACAUUCAUCCCAGCUUUGGCACCAUGGCCGAUUUCAAGCGACUCGUAGAGGAAGCGAAAAAACUUCAACUGCGCAUCAUACUCGAUUUUGUGCCAAAUCAUUCAAGUGACGAACACGAGUGGUUCAAGAAAAGCGUCAAACGCGAAGCCGGGUAUGAAGAUUUUUACGUGUGGCAGGACGCUAAACCGGGCUCGGAUCGUGAUCCACCAAAUAACUGGGUGGCUGCAUGGUAUGGUUCGGCUUGGGAGUGGAACGAUGACCGACAGCAAUUCUACCUUCACCAGUUCCACAAAAAGCAACCGGAUCUCAACUAUCGCAAUCCGUACGUAGUUGAAACAAUGAAAAAUGUGCUGCGAUUUUGGUUAGAGCAGGGAGUGGAUGGAUUUCGAGUAGAUGCAGUACCAUGGCUUUUCGAGACGAUCGGUUUUCCAGAUGAACCCGUGAGCGGUCAAUCGAAUGAUCCUCUGAGUCAAAACUAUCUCAAUCAUAUUUACACACUCGAUCAACCGGAAACCGUUGACAUGGUGUAUCAAUGGCGCGAGCUGCUGGACGAGUAUAAGCGGGAGUAUAAUACCACGACCAAGAUACUCAUGACGGAGGCAUGGUCGUCGUUGGAUGUUGUGAAGACGUACUUUAAUGACAGUAACAAUCGACAAGGAUCCCACAUGCCUUUCAACUUUCAACUGAUCAUGCGCCUGGAUAGCAAUUCCAAGGCAUCCGAUUUCAAAACGGUGAUCGAUUCGUGGCUGGAUAUAAUUCCUUCCGGACAUACGCCCAACUGGGUGCUCGGCAAUCAUGACAAACGACGGGUUUCAUCGCGGAUGGGUGGUGAUCACAUGGUUGACAUUAUGGCUAUGAUUGAACUGACCCUUCCUGGAAUAACAGUUACUUAUCAAGGGGAAGAAAUUGGAAUGCAUGACGUAGACAUAUCAUGGGCCGAUACGCAAGAUCCUGCCGCGUGUCAACUGACCGAAGAAACAUAUCAGGAGGGAACGCGGGAUCCAGCUAGGACACCAUUUCAGUGGGAUUCAACCGCGAACGCCGGCUUUACAAAUGCUUCUGUAAAGCCGUGGCUUCCAUUAGCCACCGAUUAUCCGUUGGUAAAUGUAAAAGUACAGCAAGAAACUAUCGAAAACAGCCAUUUAAAGGUGUUUAAAGAGCUGAUGAAUUUACGUGCCACAAACACAAUUGUCUGGGGCUCGUUCAAAUCACUGGUACUCGGAACUAACGUUUACGCUUUAGUUCGCUCUUUUCCAAACGAUAAGCGGACGUUCGUUGUAUUAACUAAUAUUGGCAGCACGGUCGAAACGAUAGAUGCUACAAAGCUGGAGAGUAGUCUGCCCAACGAUCUGGUGUUUCGAGUGGUGAGCGUAUCAUCAAAACAUGCCACGGGGGAAACUGUUGCGACCAAUAACAUCCGUUUACAACCUUAUGAAGCAGUAUUAUUAAGCAACCAUGGUACGCUUGCGGUUGUGCCAAGCUUUACAUUGCUCGUCAGUUUGAUGUUGGUGGUUUUUAAGUUGUUUAAAUAUUAA
Molecule: messenger RNA, 1869 nt
Organism: Anopheles maculipalpis
Lineage: Eukaryota; Metazoa; Arthropoda; Insecta; Diptera; Culicidae
Product: maltase A3-like
Exons: 4
Coding region: 76-1869 (597 amino acids)
Biological process (GO): carbohydrate metabolic process
Source: RefSeq, a predicted model, not a curated record